CGCGACGAUGGAUGGUGAUUAAAAUGCAAAGAAACCCCCAUCUAAUUUUUUUAUAUGUAUAUAUAUUUUUUUAUAGAUUACUCAAUCUCAAUCUUUCUUCCACGUGCCAAACUGAGCAACUGUACCUGAGCACAUAUUCCGCCUCGAAAUUCUCGUGGCUGGCGCUGGGGCAAACCCAACCAAUUUAGAUCGAGCUUUCACCAUGGCGCCCUCUGAGCUGGCUGACUGGGCCAAAAUAUGGAGAGAAGACUACGACAUUGAUCGGCGCAUGGGCGCCAUUGGUGACUUUGGCAAGGCUAUGAAGAAACCAGACCAGUGGAAGCAAUGCUGGGACAAAGCCGGAGGCACGGCCGGCCUCGUUGAGCUUCUGUCACUGGCCUCGGCCAGAGAGGUGACGGCCUUUUGCGAGAGCAUCAGGAACUGCAAAGGUCGCUUCGACAGGUCGAGGGAGAGACAGAGCGCCGUCCAGCAGCUGCUGACCGCCCUUCUCCCGCAACACUAUCCCUCCUCGAUGCUGCGAAGUCAAGACAAGCGCCCGCUGCAGCCCAUAUACGCCCGCAUGCUGGUAGCUUGCCCAUCAGACUUUGUCGAAGGAAUUCUCCAAGCCCAGGACGAGUCGCACCCCCUCUACCAGGGACUCGACGCAAAGGGGUUCAACGACAUCGUAUCUACCCAUGACGAAAUGUUGAAGCGGCGCCUUACCGAAUACCUGACGCGCAGCGCUGCUCAGAUCUCACAGACCGAGUUGAACAUUUUUUUCAAGCAGUUCGUCUUCUCUCAGCCCCAGAUACCUGGAGACGGACCGCACAUGUCGGCAUCCAUGGAGUUCGCCUGGAAGCUGCUGGGAGAGCGUCUUGUAAAUGACUGUACCGUCCAACGCUGGCCGCGCGAGGUGCCCGAGCUAGAACUUCUCAUGUCCGUCUUCCGUCGGCACAACAAAAGAUGCAGGGGCGGGGACAAAACUUUCCUAGUCGAGAUGGGGUUCCGACUGAUAAGAGCCAACCCCGACCUCAAGAAAACAAAGCACGCAAAAGAGUUUAUGUCUGCCAUACUCACCAUCUGGGAGAGGUAUCCCCGUCGGUACGACAACCUCUUGGAUGAAGCCAUGCGUCUCGGACUCUCCAAAGAAGCCAGAUCCAAGGGAUUGAGCACCAAAGGACGCCACCCCCCGAUAUCAGUGAUUGCCUAUCGGUGGAGUGCGGAUCCGGAUUACUACGAAGGGCUAUUAACAUGCGCACUUGGUAAAGGAUUUGCUGGGACGGAGAAAGAGAUUAGCCUUAACUACCUGAAUGCCUGCCAACAUUUUUCGACCAAAGAAGCUAAUCCCAAGCUAAGAUGGCGGUUGUUGCGCCUGUAUUGUCUGCACGUUCCACGCUGGGGUGUCGAUAUCGAAGCAUCAUCCGACUUCAAGCCGCUGGCAAACCAGCAAUGGCCCCUCGACGUCUUUGAAGGGUUAGCCAAGGAGAAAUCUGUCGCCUUUCUGCAACGACUGUACGAAAUCAACCCCGAUUUUGACUUCUUGACCAAGUACCGUGGGCGUAGUAUCUAUUGUUUGCAGAACCUCGGGCCACGGCGCAACUUCAAUGUCGAGCUUCUCCUCGCCGCAUACCGGCGGGGAGGCCCCGAAGCCCUGCAGGAAGCUUCUGAACAGGUCGACCGCCUUCGGAAGACGGCAGCCACCUCGCGGGAGCCAGAGGACCGCGCCCUGUACGCAAAGGCCGCCUCCCACUACGCAAUAGCGAGCGGUGAUAUGGAGCUGUAUGGCGAGACGAUCCAGUGGCAGCAGCGCUUCAUCCGCGACUACUUUGCCGCGAGGUCUGUCUUCUCAAACGAUGCCCUCCUUACUCCGGAGGGAGUCGAUCUGUUGUCUGGUAUCCCGUCUCUGCUACCCGAGGACGUGAGCUGGAGCGAAAUUAGACAGCGGCUCGCAAUGGCGAACGGUAUACUCAAGACGUUGAACGAAUCGGCCAAGAUAAGCAAAGGGGAGCCGAAGAACAGGCAGUUGAGCUGGGAAGCCUCGACUGAGCUCUACCAGCAGGUCUACAGCGUGCGCAUUUCUCGGGCGAAUGGAGUCAAGGCCCGGUUUCGUGGUGUGGAGCCAGAUUUGUUCCAUGUCAUAUGGGAAGGGGUUGUCGAUUUGACACACAGCAUCGGUUACGACUUUCUUGUCCGAGUUGCAAGCCUCAUUACGGGCUUGAUCAACACGCUUCACGGCCCCAGUCUCCAUUCUGCCACGCAGACGUUGCGUCAAGCUGCCGCCGACUGGAAGGUGGAAAAAAAUGACAGCAAAGACCACGAGAGCGUUGGAAUUCACUUGAGAUCGCUGGCCCACCAAUCCUUAGCGGCGCUUGCGCGCAGAGAUAUAUCCAGUUACACGUGUGGCUUGAUCUUGGAGGAAGUCAUGAGCAACCCGGAGGCCAGCACCUGGCACAGGCAAUUCCUAUCUAUUGGUCUUUUCAGGAAUCUGCCGGCCAAGGAAGCCGAGAGUCUGCUCUUUGAUUUCGCGGCCGCCAUCGGAGAGAAGCUCGAGGAGCAGUCGUACAUCAAGGUGGGCGAGCAGGAAGCGCCCAAGAGCGCCCCUCCUCGCUCCAUUGUCAAGGUCUCGACCGUCAAGUACCUCGCUCAAGUCGUCAAAAAGGCCGACUUCAUCUCGCCAGAUGCUGCAUUGCAAGUACUGCUCGACUUGUCCAGGGCAGGCACGCACAUCGAUGUGCGCAUCGCCACUUUGAGCAGCCUGCUCAGCACGUUCAACACCAUUGUGGCUGAGAUCGGUGAGAACCCGAGAUUGGAUCCGGUGUUUGAGAGGAUCAUGACCACGCUCGAAUUGUCAAUUCCCUUCGCAGGCAACGUUGACGAGCGUCUCUCCAUGAGCGAAGCCGACUGGGUAGAAAGCAAACAAAAGCUGUGGCUCCCCACCGUUUCUGCAUUCAACGACCAAGGCGUGCCGGCAUUAUUCGCUGCUCUUUGUCAAAGCACAGACACGGAGAAAUACCCGAACCUCGCACCGUUUCGACCGGAGUUGUUCGCACGUCUUGUGCUGCCUGUCUUGAAGAGCUCACAAAUACAACACAGCAAGUGGUUGUCCGUCUUCCUUGCAAAACAUGGCUCACAGCUGAGCGCCGAUGCCCUGCCGGCCAUGCCCGUCACCAAUUGUAUGUGGCGCAGGAUAGUGGCCAGAUAUGGUGACCUCGUGCCACCGUCGUUCGUUGCUGAAUACAACGAACAAGUCCUGUUCAGGAUGCGCCCCCCACGGGAGCUCCAGGAGUUAAAUCACAGGCUGCACCAGGAUGCCAGCUUGCGCAACGAUGCAAGCAUGCUGCAUUGGCAAUCCAUCUUUGGGCAAGAAGAUUCCCCGUUGGUCUGGAGAUAUGAAAGCGAGUACCUAUUUUCGUUGUUAAUGUUAUCAGGCCCUAGAGAGUGUCCGACGGCCGACCUAGUUAAUGCUAUAGUCAGCCAGGCGUCCUUGCUACUCGACGAUUACGAAGAAUGCAUUGACGAUUGGGCACGCCUCGUCGAAACAUUGCUGGAUCCCACAUUUGUUGGAUUCUCGAGAACCUAUUCAAACGAUAAGGAAAAAGAGAAAGACUGGCCAUACCGGUGCGAGGUGACUGGUCAUCUUGCACAAAGCCUAGUCGAUCUCGUACGCAAGAAGACCGCGGAUGAAAGCCCAGACAAUUGCUGUCUACCCGGGACGUUUGCUCUGCGUCUCUGGUCCCUUCCUUACCCAUGUCCGUUCCCCAAGAUGGGGCAGGACGCAGACUACCGCAUUUUCAGCGACAAGCUGGACUUGUGCAUCUCCUCCUACCUCGAGAGUGACGAGGGUAACGUGCUCCUCUGGGACAAUCUGGCUCGGGACGUCUGCUCCGUGCUCUUGAAGAUGUACAGCAGCGCAGCCACGCGCCUACGGCAUGCCGUACACAUUGGCGAUCUCGAGCGCAGCGCUACUCAAACACAUUCAAUCCCCACAGACUUUGUCAAAGUCAAGAUUGCGCUGAAGCUUGCCGAGGUGGACGUCCAGGCAGAGCGAAACAUCCGCAAGCCGAAACCUGCUGGAAAAUCAGGUAGCGGGCCGAAGAUGAACGAGGCGCAAGAACUCGCGAAACGUAUGCACCGCGUCAUGGAGCAAUGGAGAAGCGGCGGCAGCAAAGGGUCUGCGACGUCGGAGGGCGUUAAGGAUAUGUUUCUGCAGUGGAGACGGACGCACAAAUCGACCUGGGAAGCUUUCAGUAGUUGGGAAUAAGAUGCAAGCCGAUGAGGGCUUUGAUGUUGUUCUGCAUUCCAAACACCAAGAGAAAGCAAGGGCAAACAACUCGAAACGUUCGCUGGGUUUUUUUGUGACAGUCUUCUAUAUGGGCUGCAUGGAAUGUAUUAUGGUGACGAGUGGGUAAGUACCUAGGUACAUACCUGAGUUGUAAAAUGCGCCGCCAUCCAAGAACUAAUCUAAGGGCGCGCAUGCAUCGAGAGCUUUGGAAUUAGUGUCGACAGUGCUAGUAGCCUCCAAAAAUAGUAAUAACUCAAGGCGCACAUCGAGCCAUUGCGGAGCAAAGUCUUGAUAUGACCGCUCAGGUUGGCAACUGGCAGCCUAAGUUUUGUAUGUAAACCAGCCAACACCAUUCGCCCUGUCCACUGUCAAAAGCUACUCCGCGCGUCUCUUAUACUUUAAAAGUCCCCAGUCAGAAAAAAAGACAGAGUUGUCGCCA
Molecule: messenger RNA, 4700 nt
Organism: Pyricularia oryzae 70-15
Lineage: Eukaryota; Fungi; Ascomycota; Sordariomycetes; Magnaporthales; Pyriculariaceae
Exons: 1
Coding region: 203-4240 (1345 amino acids)
Source: RefSeq, a predicted model, not a curated record